CGCAUACCUUCCUUAAUCUAUAACGCGACUAAGUCAUAAACCACACUAGUAGUGCAUAAUUGGUGAGUGGUGUAUCAAAAUCACAAUAAAUGGCACGUGGCAUUGGGGAUGGGUCACCUGUGCUUUUUUUUUUUGGCUUAUAAAUUCCACAGCACGUUUUGGACCUUUGGUGACAUUAAAGGCCACCACCACCACCACCACUUGCAAUUCCAAAAAGUCCCCCACUCUGUGCUAUUUCAACCUCAGCCACAUCAUUUAGUUUAAAUACAAAUAUACCCUUUGAAUUAAAUUAAGCACGGUGCUUGACUCUUCUAAUACAUUCAUCUUUACCUUUGAGUUUUGACCUUUGAAUAUUUUGACUUGCUCCGAUGGUCAAACCGCCCAUUGAUCACCAGAUAUCAAGUACACCUCUGACUUUCUCAUUCCUCAACCUAUAUAAACCCUUAAUGCAUUUCCAACUCUCUCAAGUGCGAAGUCAUUAUGAGUAGCUCAGACGAAUGUGGCGGCAGCGGUGGUGGUGCAAUUUCGAGCUCAACCCAGAAGAAGUACAAGGGCGUGCGAUGCCGGAAAUGGGGCAAGUGGGUGUCGGAGAUUCGAGUUCCGGGCACCAAAGACCGGCUCUGGCUCGGCUCCUACGCGACCUGUGAGGCUGCCGCGGUGGCAUACGACAUAGCCUCCUACUGUCUCAGAGGACCCUCUUCGGUGCAAGGUCUUAAUUUUCCGUUGAUGUUGCCGCCUGGCGUUGGGACCGACAUGUCCCCGAGGUCCAUCCAGAAGGCUGCUUCUGAUGCUGGCAUGGCCGUUGAUGCUCAGUUGACUGUAAAGCAGCCUCAAAAGAGCACACAAGAAAGUAGUAGUUUGAAUGAUGGUUGCGGGAGUACUAAUUGGGAGGGAAUGAGUGGGUUGAGAGAAAAUGAGGCUUUAAACAUUUCCGUUGACGAUUAUCUCUAAUGCUGCGUAGUACUCAAUGUGUACCGAAUAGUAGAAAAUUCAGUUUAAAUUUUGAAUUAAAUUUUCUUCCGGAUGGUAGAAAAUUUAGUUUAAAUUUUGAAUUAAAUUUUCUUCCAUUUUAAUUUUAAUAGUUAAU
Cornus florida is the source of this 1087-nucleotide messenger RNA. RefSeq names its product ethylene-responsive transcription factor ERF019-like. The transcript has a single exon. The coding region runs from base 481 to 951 and encodes 156 amino acids. Gene Ontology annotation, molecular function: DNA binding; DNA-binding transcription factor activity. NCBI's taxonomy places the organism in Eukaryota, Viridiplantae, Streptophyta, Magnoliopsida, Cornales, Cornaceae. The record is from RefSeq and is a predicted model, not a curated record. Gene Ontology annotation, biological process: regulation of DNA-templated transcription.